ACUCGGAGUGGGUGCGUGCAGCGGGUGCCACUCUCUACGCACUGAGAGCAACAGACCCCUCGCCUUUAACUCUCUUGGAUAAGGCCAUCCCUGAUCGUCCCGUUAUUUUGCUCGAUGAUCUGGGGCAUGCUGUGUGGGUGAAUAGUCUGGCACUGGACCUUGCAGGCAUAUCAAAAGAUGAUGUAGACCCCCCGGGCGGUAUAUACGAGCGAAGCCCUACCACCGGAGCAAUGAGUGGACUAUUGCUGGAGAAUGCGCAGCAGAAGGCGAGGGAUGCUUCGGCUUUUGAUGCAGAUGUUUUGUAUGACGGUUUGCUGCUUGGUCUGGAGUUUGUGGCUUCUAAAG
Molecule: messenger RNA, 345 nt
Organism: Sphaeroforma arctica JP610
Lineage: Eukaryota; Ichthyosporea; Ichthyophonida
Exons: 2
Source: RefSeq, a predicted model, not a curated record